Cladophialophora yegresii CBS 114405 is the source of this 1101-nucleotide messenger RNA. RefSeq names its product alcohol dehydrogenase (NADP+). The transcript is spliced from 2 exons. Gene Ontology annotation, molecular function: alcohol dehydrogenase (NADP+) activity; zinc ion binding. The record is from RefSeq and is a predicted model, not a curated record. Gene Ontology annotation, biological process: alcohol metabolic process. Bases 1 to 1101 code for a protein of 366 amino acids. NCBI's taxonomy places the organism in Eukaryota, Fungi, Ascomycota, Eurotiomycetes, Chaetothyriales, Herpotrichiellaceae.
AUGGGUUACCCAGACACAUUCGAGGGUUUCAUGAUCAAGGAUCAGAAGAACUGGACUGACUUCCACAAGCAAGAGUUCAAGCCCAAGAAGUUUGGAGAACACGACAUCGACAUCCAGAUCGAGUGCUGCGGUGUGUGCGGAUCUGAUGUCCACACCAUCAACGGAGGAUGGGGCGAGGCACCGCUGCCAAUCUGUGUCGGUCACGAAGUCGUCGGCAAGGCUGUCAAAGUCGGAGAUGCUGUGACAACCUGCAAGCUCGGCGACCGUGUUGGCGUCGGUGCUCAGAUCUGGGCUUGCCUCAAAUGCCCCCAGUGCAAAAGCGACAAUGAGAACUACUGCCCACACAUGGUCGACACCUACGGCGCUCCUUACCCCAAAGAGGUCGAUCCAGACGAGACGAUCUCCCAAGGCGGUUAUGCCUCUCAUAUCCGGGCCCACGAGUACUUCGUCUUUCCGAUCCCUGAUGCCAUCCCAUCACACCUCGCUGCUCCCAUGCUCUGUGCGGGACUGACAACCUGGAGUCCCUUGGUGCGGGCUGGAGUUGGUCCCGGAAAAAAGGUAGCGAUAGUCGGAUUAGGGGGGCUCGGGCACUUCGCCGUCAUCUGGGCGAACGCCCUGGGUGCUGAGGUGACGGUCAUCUCCCACUCUCCCCACAAGAAAGACGAUGCUCUGAAGCUGGGUGCAAAAGAGUUUGUGACAAACAACGAGAAGGGCUGGGCCGACAAGUACCAGUUCGCAUUCGACUUUGUGCUCAACACGGCCGACAUGACCCACACCUUUGACUUGAGCGAGUAUUUGUCCCUCUGCAACGUUAACGCCACCUUCCAUCAGGUCGGUCUACCUGACGAGGCUCUUCCACCUCUGAAGGCUCAAAUGUUCAUGAGCAACGGCAGCUCAAUUGGCGCUAGCCAUAUCGGAAACAGACCCGAGGCUUUGGCCAUGUUGAAGUUGGCAGCAGAGAAGCAGCUCUUCCCCAUGGUCGAAACCGUGCCCAUCUCAGAAAAGGGGUGCGCAGAGGCGGUAUCUCGAGUCGCUGACAACAAGAUCAAAUACCGAUUCACGCUGACCGAUUACGACAAGGUAUUUGGUUCAGGCAAAUGA